GUGAAGCGCCAAAAGAGUUUUUAAAGAAAUAAAAUAAUCUCCCUGGCGACGUUCUGGAAGAAUAUUUCACUGAAUUAUCUUAGCAGCUGAGAUAUAACGUCCUUGGAUAGCGGUAUUUCCUGAGGAAUCGAAGAUCCUAUGUUGUAGCAGAAUGGCCCGGAAUAGUGGAUGGAGGCAAGUGUGUCCGGAGAAGGUCAGGGGAAGGCAGCUGUUGGCUGUUUCCGGCGGGUCACGGGUCUUUCUGGUCAGACAGAGCGGCCCUGCAGCCUACAAGUUACAGGAGGAGGGCCGAAGGAAGCCUUUGCAGGUACGACUUGGAGACCCCCACGUUUGUAACUGCCGGACUUAUCGCCAGGAGCGAGAACUGUGUUUACAUAUCUGCUGGACCCUCCUCAGGAAGCUACGACUGAAGCCUGAAGAUCCUCUCUCCUACCAGAUGGGGCUGGUACCUCACGACCUGGAAGAACUGAUUCAAGGGUCCCACGUCUGGCCACUUCGUGUGGAGAAGAAGAGAUUCCAGGUCAUGGAAUCAGUGCCCUCUAAACUAAUCGGACAGAAAGACUUGUGCCCCAUUUGUCUGGAAGAGCUGUUGGAAUCUAAAAGACCCGUGACGUUCUGCCGACACGGGUGUGGCCAGUCGGUGCAUAUCGCGUGCAUGAAAGUUGUGGCGCUCCAUCAGACAGCACACGACCUACAGGACGGGCGGGAUGACGGGAUGCUCAACUGUCCACUGUGCAGGGGAGAUUUUUGCACCUGGCGUGACCUACGAGAAGAAAUUCGCAACGCUCUCUACUACAACAGGCGCCUGCCGCUGCUGCCACCCUUAGUGGGGCCACGGCCCGUACAUAAAGACGUGACUUGCACCUCGUGUAACUGCACCCCCGUGCAGGGCCUGCUGUAUCGCUGCUUCACUUGUCCCUUUGUCCUUAUGUGUGACGAAUGCGUCACUGAUCGUAAAGGGGUCGGCGUCGCGGCGCUUCACAAUGACCACGGCCUGGCCGUCAAGCAGAAUCCAUCGGACCGCUGGCGCCCCCUCCCUCGCUGGGAAUCUCCUCAAAAGAGAGCGCUGCUGAGAGACACUCCUUCGCCGAGCUGCAAGGUAUCUGAGGAGCUUAUCUCAGAGUUACGAGCACUGAGAGUCUGCAAAGGUCAUGCCUUGCUCAACAGAGGGCAGCAGUGUUGUCUGUGCCUCACACGCUAUCAGGUUCGGCAGGAGGUGGUAACACUACCAUGCGGCCAUCAGUUUCAUGCGGCCUGUGUGACCCGGUGGCUUCUCAACUCGUCUGAUUCCUGCCCGCUAGAUGGGUCUCCUGUCUCCCCUACCCUGCGUCACCGAGCCCUCCAACGAGGUUGUGAUCUUAAGAGGAUGGAAUUCGGAAAGUACAAGAAACAGAAGAAGGGACUGCUGGAGUCCCCACUUCAGAACCAGGCACUGGACACAUCGCUUCGAGUGAAGGGACUCUCUCUCAUAGAUCGUAGGAAUUUUAAAAGACAGCAACAGCUGCAACAACUAGAUAAGUCACUCACGUCACUCGUGGUUUCUCCCAGGCACUACUCCGCAAACAUAGGAUUUUCAGAUUUUGACCUGAAGAACACCUCGCAAAGCUCAUGGGGUGCAAUGCGCUUCUAAACAAGUCAUUUCAUACUGCAAGGCCCAGUAAGGCUUCCAGAUCACAGCAGUCAGUUCUGGAAGACG
This is a messenger RNA of Cryptotermes secundus, 1696 nucleotides long. RefSeq names its product E3 ubiquitin-protein ligase Zswim2-like. The record is from RefSeq and is a predicted model, not a curated record. Lineage: Eukaryota; Metazoa; Arthropoda; Insecta; Blattodea; Kalotermitidae. The transcript is spliced from 12 exons. Gene Ontology annotation, molecular function: ubiquitin protein ligase activity. The coding region runs from base 152 to 1630 and encodes 492 amino acids.